CAGAGACGCAUUAUUUGUUGAUAAUAGUCUAUUUUGUGUUUGGAAGGUAUUGGCAAUUUUGUACACUCCAAUUACCCGUAAUUUUUGUCAAAUUAGCUAUUCAUGCUAUGGUGUGUGCAUAUUUCGAAUGUAACGGGUUCGUAAUUAUUUUAGAUUCAAACCAUUUGCCGAAACGCGGCUGCAUGUUGAGCAAUUUCUUUCUGUGGUGAAAAAUUUGAAACGCACUAAAUGGUGUGUUUUCUGCUUAACCGGCAAACAUUGGCAAUCAGCUGAAGGGGUCGGACGCCGGUUCCAAGGAGUGUGUGAAUAUAUUUUCGCGCUACGGUGCUGGUAAUUAGAUUGCAUAUUAACUGGAUGUACUCGCAGUGGGUUGUGAGCGCAGUGGAGUGAUUCGCCAGUUGCGUUGUGGUUUCGUAAAAUACUUAAAACUUCACCUCGCUUACUUAUAGCGGAACCGCCAGAACAGUUUGUGGGAAUAACUGGUUCGAUACGUUAUUUUAUGGAUGAGCGGAACUUUCGCUAAGUGAAUUCAGUGAUUUUGCAAAUAUUGGAUGGGGUCCGUUCCAGGACUAUUCGUGGACUUGCUAGCAGUGAACGGGGCUGUUCGCAAAGGCUUCGGAACUUCGACAAAAAAGAGUCCGGUGCAUGAAGAGAAUAAAAUACUUCCCAGAAAAACAAAGGCAAAUCUUGUGUGAAUUGAGUUUUCCCACCUAAAUUUUGACCAGUUCAGACACAGGACGAAAUCCCAAUCUAAUCUUACAAAAAUCUCUCAUCCUGUCCUGUUGGAGUCGUGCGUUGGUUGGUAAUCAUCUCGUUUUGCACAAUAAGUUCAAGCUUUCAAUUGAAGGACACGCAAUUCUGUUUUCUCCAGUCACUUCGGUUUCCUGUAUUGAGAUUUGGAAUUUUGAUUUGCAUCAUAUCUGGAUGAACAGUUAGUGAAAGUGUUUCCUUUAGUUCCUUCAGGACGACCUAUUUCGGUGUGUUGCUGCUCAUCUACACCGUAAGGAACUAAGUGUUCAACGUUCCACUAACGGCAUCGUUAAGCGAAGUCUCGAAAACAAUCUAAUUAAAAAAAUCACUUGAACUUUGUUAGAGUGUGAUUUGAUAAUCCCAAGUGGAAUAAAACUUAUUUUGGAAUUACGAAGAUUUUGCGUUCGCUAACCGGCGAUUCACAAAGAAAUGGCGGAAAUCACGUGCAAGGGAUGCAGAUUGUCCCAGACCGACUAUAUUUCAAAAUUAGCAUUUAACGAACACGAGUUGAUAAAUUUCUUAAGUGCUCAUGGGGUUAUUCUGAAGGAGUUGAAGUGCCCCAAAUGCGGUUCUGACCUUAAGCUUGGUAAAGACUUCUUCUGGCGUUGCCAAAAGACUCGAAUUUUUUAUAAAGGCAAGAAGAAGUUGAAGAAGAAAUGCAAUUUUAAGCAGAGCCUAAGGAAAAACACCUUUUUCGAAAAAUCAAAGUGGAGUAUAGAGCUAAUUUGCACGUACGCAAUGUACUACAUUACGAUAAAUCCUCCGAAGUAUCCAUUUUUGCUUGAAGAGUUCAACGCAAGCCCCCACUCAGUCGUGAGUUGGAAUAGUUUUCUCCGAGAAGUCCUCUUGGAAUGGGGAUUUCGAAACACAACGAUGGAGAAAUUAGGUGGGGUAGGGAAAACAGUUGAAAUCGGCGAAGCAAAAAUGGAGAAGCGCAAAUAUAAUCAGAGUCGUAUUAUUGAGGGUCAGUGGGUUGUUGGUGGGGUAGAGCGGAAUUCAAAAAAAAUUUUCAUAGUUGACAUGCCGGAUAGAACACAUGAAAGUCUUCUUUCCAUAAUACUUGAAAAAAUUGAGGAAGGCACGAAAAUUAUAUCGGAGUGCUGGCCGUCAUGUUCCUGGCUUGAAGAAUAUGGAUUCAUUUACGAAACUAUAAAUCCUUCUAAAAAAUUCAUUGACCCUCAAUUUGGUGCCCACACAGAAAACAUUGAGGGGGAUUGCGGGGAGUUAAGGUCAAAAAUUCCCAAAGCAGGCAGAAAAAAAGAAUACUAUGCCGGCUAUUUGGCUGAAUAUAUGUUCCUAAGAGCUUACCCUAAUUUCCGCGAUAGAGCGCAUGAACUGUUCAAAGCAAUCGGGCAGCUAUAUAAUCCUUCAGAGAUCUUAAAUCUUAAUAAUAUAUUUUUUUCUGGUUUAAUUUAA
Messenger RNA from Hermetia illucens (black soldier fly), 2166 nucleotides. RefSeq lists its product as uncharacterized. Bases 1180 to 2166 code for a protein of 328 amino acids. NCBI's taxonomy places the organism in Eukaryota, Metazoa, Arthropoda, Insecta, Diptera, Stratiomyidae. The transcript is spliced from 6 exons. The record is from RefSeq and is a predicted model, not a curated record.